Molecule: messenger RNA, 5962 nt
Organism: Bombyx mori (domestic silkworm)
Lineage: Eukaryota; Metazoa; Arthropoda; Insecta; Lepidoptera; Bombycidae
Exons: 5
Coding region: 174-5690 (1838 amino acids)
Source: RefSeq, a predicted model, not a curated record
CGAUAUAAAAUGCAUGAAGCGAUGAUGUGUAAAACUAAACUUUGUAGAUCAUGUGAGAAAACAGCUCCAAACAUGUGAUCGGUAACAUUGAGAUGAUCACUCAUGUUUCGACGUAAUCUCUUAUCGAUUUCAGUGUUUAAAACGAUUUUAUAUGUAUUGAUAUAAGAUUUAAAAUGGUGUGGAAUAAUUUUAUUUUCAUUUCAUAUCUGUGUUCUGUGGCCUUCCAUCUCUAUUUUCAAGGUCUGUGCACGAUCCCGGAAUAUCCAGAGUACGAAUCGCGCCACGGUAUGUGGUCAGUGGCGUUAGAUGCCAUUUUGACGACGCUGCGAUAUCUCGCACCCGCCACCCUCCUUACUCUCUUCUGGGGCCACCACAGCUUCCUCUUCAAACUGUUGAAACAUAUAGAUUCAGCUUUCAGAGCUAUUGUAUUCUCGAGUGAAGAACAAAAGCAGGAAGUAUUGAGAUGGCUCGCAGAAGUCGGACCGGUGAGAGUGGACGACCUGGAAACGGUUUGGAAGCACGGCUGGAUCGUCUGCGGCGUCCUUGACGCAGCGCUUCCGGGCUCUUGCGCUGGACAUCCUCCAACAAGGCUCUCCUUGCAGCAUGCACAAUCUAUAGCCGACCAUUAUCUUGGUGUUGAACCUGUCUUCUCCCGCCAAGAGCUGGAGUCGAAUGACUCGUUGAGCAGACACCAAGAAUGGAAGUUAGCUACGUACUUGGACCGCAUUCGAGAAGCUCUAAAAAAAUUAACACCACCAGUCUCGAAGCCAACGUCACAGAGAACAUCACCAGAAACCACCCAAAUCACGCUCGAUUAUGUCGCAAAAGGUUCUGGAUUGACGGCUGCCCAAAUAAAAAACAAAAUGCAUUUCAAAAUCUACCCAACAGCACAGCAAUCAUUAGAUCCUGGAGAAAUAACAGUUCUAAUCAGAGGUCCAAAAGACACAUACGGGAUGACUGUUUUACCCCCGAUACUGGGUAAAGCACAGAUGAUCAGACAAAAAUUACUUGGGUUACAUUCAAAACAAAAUUUCACAGAAAACGCAUUACCGUUAACACUGGGCGCAGCUUACUUGAGAAGUUAUGGAAAAAACGACAUGAACAAAACAUAUUACAUACCGAAAACGAAAUACGAUAUAGAAAUAGAGGCAGAUACGAGAGGAGAUCACAUAAAAAUAAGCUACACAGUAAAUCUCGAAGGGAGAUACGAAAUAUCAAUUACAAGCAGAGGUCAAAGUAUUGUCGGAUCACCAUUUGUAAUUAAAGCAACACAUAAUAUUAUCAGUAUCUUAGAAAAAGACAGUUUCCACUUAGAAGACGGCGAAGAAAUAGACAUAGUUGAUGUAAAAAACGAUCGAAAAGUAGUCCUUCGAAUUGUCGAUUUCGUCACCGAAAAGAUGCUACUGAGAGAAAACGGCACUUUAGAAAAAAUAAGCGACGAGGAGGCAAAACUCUUAAUGACAACAGAUUCAGAAAAUAAGAAUCCUCUUGACUUAAGCAAAACGAAUAGCUUAAGCACAAUAGAAAAUAAAGUGACGGGAGAAAACGAAAGUAAAUUUAAUCAGGUGGCACGUAAAAUUUUAUGGUUAAAUCGAGUAUGCAGGAGAAUGAACAAGCUAAUUGAUGAAAAACAAUCGAUCUUAAAAGAUACCACUUAUAUUCCAACAAGAUCCUCCAAAGAUAUCCCUGACAUAGUAAAUUCAACGUUCGGCGACAAAAAUACAAAUCCAUUUAUAAUCGCCAAAAAACAAGAUAAAUACAUCGUGCCUGAGAAUAUUUCUGUGUCAAUACGAACGGAAAAAUCUAAACCAAUUUAUGAUGAAAUUCACGAAAUUGAUACGCCUAAUACUGAUUUACAAAUCGGAACCGCAGGAAACAAAUCUGAAUCGGUUUCUCAGUCUCACAGUGUGAGUAAUAGUCCUGACAGUCUCAACGAAAGUGAAAAAUUUCAGAAUAUAGAAGAUAGCUCAUUGGAUAGAUUGACUUAUUUGAUUAAUAAUCCGUUUGUAGCUCACAAAUGUGAAGAAAAUUUACUCCAAGAUAACGAUUUUGGGACCAUCGUUAUUUCCCAAUAUGAAACAAAUGAUUCACAAAACGAAGAUAUUCAAAAUAAUUCAAUAAAAAUAGCAAUAAACACUAGCUGUAAUUCAUCUUUAUCACCGAAUAGUAAUCCGUUUAUUGACGACGACUUGAAAGAUAUGGAACGCCCAAAAACGCCAAUUCACAAAAUUAUAUCUGGUGAAGUGACUGAUCGAAACGAUUCAGUUUAUGAAAAUCCUAAAUCCGAACUAAUCCCAGAAGAAAUGCUCGGAAAUGAGUUCGUUAAUCCAUUUUUUAUGCAUCACCACAAAGAAAGUCCUCAUUUACAGCUUCCCAUUACUGAUUUUAUCAUUGGAGCUCCUGUAUCGUUGCCACCAAUGAUGCGGACUUCAUCUCCCGAACCAGAGAUGAAAUCGUUGAUAAUAAUUCCAUCCAGUGAACAAAAUAUGUUUGAUAAUAAUGUUGAAAAUAAACAAGAAGUAAUUAACACGCAAUAUUAUACAAAUAAAGAUGAUUGUUCAACUGACAGAAAUAAAACUAUUACGGAAACAUACAAUAGUUUUGAGUCGAACUUCACACAAAGUACAGAAACAUCCGCAGUAUCAAAUGAAAGCGAAAAAAAUUGUUCAUCUUACAAAAUCGACGGAACACGGUCAGAAAGAGACACAUCUCCGAGAAAAGAUUGGGAUUCUGCUUACGUUAGUAUUGACGAUAAUAGUAGUUGUCCCGAUACCAACAAUAACGACAACGUAACAUUAUAUGAAGCUUUAAACAAAGAAAAGAUUUCACCUACCAGUGAAAACUUUUUAUCCAAGCAAAGAGAAAUGGCUAAUAUGGGACCAGCAGAAAGAGAACUGUGGCAGACAUGCUCUGAAUUAGGCGGUUCUCAGUUGUCAGAAGUAAAGUCAAAUAGGUGGGAAAUACAACGACCGACUUUUACACCCAUUAUUGAAGAAAAUGACAGAAGUGUUUCGUCGGGAGCCAAAGCAUUGUCUGAUUCUCAGAACGCAAACGAAGCUGAAUCUAUUGCAGUGGCAUUUGCUGAACUAAACGACAUGUAUAUGGAAUAUUUUCCUAAAGCAGAAAGUAGUUCUACAGUAGAAAUUGAAGAAAGAAUUCAAUUUAACGAAAAAACAGAUAAGGUAGAACCCCAAGAGAGUAGUGUCAAUUCGGCGUCUGUACCUGUAUCAGAUGUGAAAAGACACGAAAAUAAAGUUGAAGGAACGAUUUCUGAGGUUCAGUCAAAUGCCACUGAAUCAGUUUCAGUAAGUCAAAGCCUUCUUGACGAAAUUCAAGUCUCUCCCGAGUCUAGUGAUAAUAAUAACAUACAAAUGAGUAAUCAAAAGAAAAACAACAUAGUCUUAGAACGCAAGAAAUAUUGGGAUGAGAAAAUUCGCCAAAUCGAGGCCAAUUCACAAGAGACUGUUGCUAUGCAGAGAAAGAAACGUGUUUCUACAAAGCAAAUGAAACAUGACUCUUUGAGUAAGCGAAAGGGUAGACAAAUGGUCAAAAAUUAUUUAAGAGCAGGUGGUUAUAGUCAUAUAAAAAACACUACAUCUAACGAUAAUGCAGGAACAGUAAUUGAUACUUCAAUACCGCAAAGCGUAUCCGACGUGGCACAAGAAGAACAAUGUCAAACAAAGCUCGUAGAUAAAUGGAAAAAAUAUUGGGAUGAAAAAUUGCAGAAAGAAAUAGCCGAAUCAGAUUCGGUACACAUAAAAUUGAAAGCUGUUGACGCAACAUGCAGCAAUCCACAACUACCAGUACCUGAAGAGCAUUUAAAUACUAACAUUAAUGAAAAUAGACUUAAAAAUGAAAAUAUUGCAAAAACAGAAAUGGCAGAAAAAGUUUUUGCUUGUACUCCAACAACGCCCGUAAAACAAGAAUUACCAGAAGAAGUGUUCAAGGCUUUCGAAACAAGUCCUAAAAGAUUUUUUGGCACAUCGCGGAGACAAAUUUUAAGUAAGAUUGAUAUAUUCUGUGGAAAACACAGUAGUUCUGAUGAAUCAUCGCCAGAGAUAAUCGAAGCCAAUCAUGAAAGCGGUUUGGUUUCUAGUCGAAUAUCGUUGUUCCACAAUUUGUCCAACACAGAAGAAUUACCUUGGGCGAGGAAAACCAAAUCAAUGCAUAACAUUCAUCAAAGAAAAGACAACGACAGCGUUGUUGUCUCACCAGACAUUAGACCGAAAACUUUAGAUGAAAGCAGAAUUUGUUCCAUGAAGAAUGUUCUCGUUCAAAAAGAAAACACUAAUAUAGAUGAAGAUAAAUUUGAAAAUGCUAUCCAAAAUGAAGAAAUAAAAUGUUCACGAGUUAUUUUGAAAGCCGCAGAACUCAACAAGGAACUACAAAAACGAUCGCGAUCUGUUGUACAAGAGUAUAUUACGACCAACGUAACCCCGGACCAUAAUAAAGACAUAGCUUCAGAAACGCCUAUCAAUUGCGUUAAUGAAAUCCUCCGAAGGAAAUCAUUUAGUAAAUCCGAAAUGGACAUUUUCAGUAAAAUAUCUAAGGAUUCUUCUGAUGAUUAUUUAGAUAAAUACAAGUCUUGUGAUGAACUACCAAAAAUAAACGUCAAGAACUUCAUUUCACUAUACGAAACUGUUUCAAAAUCCAACAUAGAGUCAAAGCCAUUCAAAAGAAUUUACAAAGCAAAUUCCGUAGAUUCCGAGAAACUUUUGCGCAUGAACAGCACGAAUUCGGAUGCUGUUAAGACAACGGAUGUGGCAGUAAAGAGAACGGAACGACAAAAUAUCAGGUUUACUAGUCGACAAAACUCACCGGAAUGUUCGCCGCGUAAAUUGAAAACCAGAGCACUAAGCGCAGUCAACAUAGAUAACAUAGAUAAAGAAUUAAUUGAUAUAAAAGUAAUCAAGGGACAAGAUAAGGAAACGACAUACGUCAGCCUUUCCGAUAUCGAAUUAGAAAUCGUGGAGAGCAGCCCCGACAAGUCGACUGAAUCUACUCCUAAAAAAGAAACAGUCGCAGAGCACGUGGAAUACAAAAAUCGUUUCAGAUUAGCGAAGCAAUAUUUCCAAUCGUUGGAAGAGCUGACGGACGAGAAGAGACCAACAAAACCGAACGAAUGUGAAAUAUUAUUAAAUAAGCCUAUCGAAUCUCUUGACACUGAUAAACCAAAAAGGCGGAAGAAGAAGUCGAAAUCGCUUUCGAUGCCUUCAUCAGAGUUAUCGAAAUACUGGAGCGAAAUGCAGGGGAACCAUACAAACAACAGAAGCGAUACGACUACAAAGAAGCUCGUCAAGAUCUCAGAGAAAUUUAAUGUGGAGGACUUAUUUUUGGAUGUGAUGGAAGGGAAACUGAGUCGACAAGGCAGCUUACGGGGCAUACCGCAUAAGAAAGCGGUGCUGGCAACAUUCAGAUCAAUGGAAAAUCUCUCUAACAACCAACUUAAUUCAUACGAUAUAUCGGAAACGCAAUACCAGGACUUCGAAAACCAGAACACUGUUAAAAAAGCCCAAAACUAUUUGACAGAGUACCCUUAUAUACCAACAACGGAUCCAUCGAAAUAUCAUUCUAGAUUAGACGCGAAGGCCUCAGGUCUGAUUUCUUUUAAGGAGCUUUUAGGAAAGAAAAAAAGAAGGAAUAGCGUGCCUGAUUUGAGGCUAGAUCCAACAUUUUCUGCAGACCUUUAAAUAAUAUAUUAUGUAUUUUAAUAGUACCUUACAGAUAGUCAAUACUCAAGCGUUUUUUUUUAAAUAAAAAUAUAUAUUAUUAGGUUCGCGUUAAAAAUCUUUUAACAAAAUUGUUAUUGAAAAUAUGCUUUCUUUUUUUUUAGUUGUAUAAGUUUUUUUCUUUAUUAUUGUACAAUAUGUACAGACAUUGAAUCUUAUGUUAAGUUUUAAGAAUUUUAUUGUGCCUAUUUAUUAUAACAAAUUCAAUUUAAUAAAUUUAAUUAAAAUAAAAA